AUGGCUUCCGGUCUUUUCCCAGCGAAGGAUUUUGAUAGCAUUCCUCUCAUUGAUCUCUCUACAUUGAAGAGCACCAAUCUCGAUCAACGCCAGAAGCUUGCACAUCUUGUCUACGAGGCGUGUACCCAGGUCGGGUUCUUCUAUAUCAAGAAUCAUGGCAUCGCCGAAGACCUCAUCCAUUCUGUUCAUGAGGCUGCUCAGCAAUUCUUUUCCCUCCCAGAUGAACAGAAAAUGGAAUGCUUUAUGGGGAAGUCCAAGAAGUUCCACGGGUUCACCCCCAUGUUCGCUGAGCUGAAUACGGGUGCCGACGGUCUGGAUGACCCUGCCGAUCGAUCCUCCCAGGCAGGCUUCUCCGAAGGAUUCGAUAUUGGCUACGAAAUCUUAGGCGAUUCACAGAAGGCGGCUGAUGACUCUCUUCCCCCAGAUACUUAUGAGCUCUAUGGGGAUAACCAGUGGCCUCGUGAGGAUCUGCUUCCAGGCUUUCGAGAAACAUAUCUUCGAUACUAUGCCAAAGCGCUAGAACUCUCCCGAGACCUUAUGAUGAUCUUUGCGCUCGCACUGGAUUUGGAAGAAACUUUCUUCGAUGACAAGAUGGGAUACCCUGGAGCAAUGUCGAGGAUGAUGCACUAUCCGCCCAAGCCAGUGAACGGGGAGAUAAUGCCUGGGAUCGCAGCUCACACAGAUUAUGAGUGCUUGACUAUUCUAUCCCAAGGUCAUGUACCUGCGCUACAAGUCCUCAACAAAAGUGGAGAAUGGGUGCUUGCGCCGCCUAUUCCCGGGACAAUGGUGGUGAAUAUAGCGGACUGCUUGGCGAUCUGGACCAACCACCGAUUUAAAUCGACCAUCCAUCGCGUGAUUAAUCUGACAGGGGAAGAAAGAUACACCGUCCCAUUUCUCUUCGGCGUGGACCAUGAUGUAACGAUCUCGGUCUUGGAAAAUUGCAUCUCAGUUGAUCGACCGGCCUGUAAAGCGCCGUUCAAAGCAGGCGAGUUUGUGCGCCAAAGACUAACCCAA
Molecule: messenger RNA, 1014 nt
Organism: Penicillium soppii
Lineage: Eukaryota; Fungi; Ascomycota; Eurotiomycetes; Eurotiales; Aspergillaceae
Product: isopenicillin N synthase family dioxygenase
Exons: 6
Molecular function (GO): dioxygenase activity
Source: RefSeq, a predicted model, not a curated record